Messenger RNA from Solanum pennellii, 819 nucleotides. RefSeq lists its product as uncharacterized. The transcript has 2 exons. Bases 1 to 819 code for a protein of 272 amino acids. The record is from RefSeq and is a predicted model, not a curated record. NCBI's taxonomy places the organism in Eukaryota, Viridiplantae, Streptophyta, Magnoliopsida, Solanales, Solanaceae.
AUGGCUUCAGAGAACAACUUCGUGCAAGCAGCCAUUCCUCGUUUUGAUGGUCAUUAUGACCAUUGGAGUAUGCUGAUGGAAAAUUUUUUACGGUCAAAAGAGUAUUGGCAAAUUAUCGAGGAUGGCAUCAGCGCUCCAACGGAAGUCGAGGCUUUGACGAAUGCUCAAAAGAUGGAGUUCGAAGCAAGAAAGUUGAAAGAUUUGAAGGCAAAAAAUUACCUCUUUCAGGCUAUUGAGCGUCCUAUCUUGGAAACUAUUCUUUGUAAAGAAACUUCCAAGGAUAUAUGGGACUCCAUGAGAAAGAAAUAUCAAGGUACUGCUAGAGUGAAGCGCGCACAGCUUCAAGCCUUAAGAAGGGAUUUUGAGACUUUGCAGAUGAAGGAAGGAGAGUCUGUAAUGAGUUACUGUGCUAGAACGAUGGAGACUAGCAACAAAAUGCGAUUCCAUGGAGAGAAGAUGAACGAUGUCACAAUUGUUGAAAAGAUAUUGCGUUCUUUAACGCCGAAGUAUGAUUAUGUUGUUUGCUCUAUUGAGGAGUCAAAAGAUAUAGAUGAGUUAUCGCUUGAUGAAUUGCAAAGCUCUUUAUUGGUACAUGAACAGAAGAUGAAUCGAAAUUCAACUUCUGAGGAGCAGGCCUUGAAGGCUUAUACUUUUAUUUCUUCCAAUUCUAGAGGAAGGGGUAGAGGUAGAGGAAGAGGAAGAGGAAGAGCAGAUCGUGGAAAUAGAGACGGAGGCAACAAAGAAGGCUGCGGAAAUUUUAGAGGUAAUGACUACGGUAAAGGCAGAGGAAGGGAUUUCGAUAAAUCCAAGGCUGCCUGA